UAGCCAUAUUUCCAGCCCCAGGGCAUCCCAGACUAAGCUCAGGCUGCUAGCCCUUUAAACCCGACCUGCGAGGGAGACGACGUGGAACCACAGAACUAGCGGUGUCAGCCACGUGGUACGAGGAAGCGUUCAUGUUGGAACUGGGCAAAGCCUAUUUCCACUCUGAGCUGCACAAUAUGAUUGUUUCGAGAGUAUCCACGUUCUUGUAUUUUCUUCAGUUGAGUUUUCAAAAACGCUAAUGGUACCACUCCUUUAGAACUAAAGCUUUGUUUAAAAUAACACUACCGGUCCGGCUACAGUGCCCGUUUUAAAAAUGGUGCUUCGGUCUUCAGCAGCGAUAGUUCUUUCGCAAUUAAGAUCCGGGUGGAAACAAUGGCCACUUUAUCGCCGCGCGCCUCUGUGGCCAGGACCUCAACAAGCUCAGCCAGCAGCAGAUUUUGUGGCCCUAAUAGGUGCCCUCCUUGCCAUCUGCUGCAUGAUCUUCCUGGGGUUUGCUGAUGAUGUCCUCAAUCUCCGCUGGCGCCACAAGCUGCUGCUGCCCACAGCUGCCUCACUACCUCUCCUCAUGGUCUACUUCACAAACUUUGGCAAUACAACCAUCGUGGUGCCCAAGCCCUUCCGCUGGAUUCUGGGCCUGCAUUUGGACUUGGGGAUCCUGUACUACGUCUACAUGGGGCUGCUUGCAGUGUUCUGUACCAAUGCCAUCAACAUCCUGGCGGGCAUUAAUGGCCUAGAGGCCGGUCAGUCACUAGUCAUCUCUGCUUCUAUCAUUGUCUUCAACCUGGUGGAACUGGAAGGUGAUUAUCGAGAUGAUCAUAUCUUUUCCCUUUACUUCAUGAUACCAUUUUUCUUUACCACCUUGGGACUGCUUUACCACAACUGGUACCCGUCCCGCGUGUUUGUGGGAGACACCUUCUGUUACUUUGCGGGCAUGACUUUUGCCGUGGUGGGGAUCUUGGGACACUUCAGCAAGACCAUGCUGCUCUUCUUUAUGCCACAAGUAUUCAAUUUCCUCUACUCACUGCCUCAGCUCUUCCAUAUCAUCCCCUGCCCUCGACACCGGAUGCCCAGACUCAACGCAAAGACAGGCAAACUGGAAAUGAGCUAUUCCAAGUUCAAGACCAAGAACCUCUCUUUCCUGGGCACCUUUAUUUUAAAGGUAGCAGAGAACCUCCGGUUAGUGACAGUUCACCAAGGUGAGAGUGAGGACGGUGCCUUCACUGAGUGUAACAACAUGACCCUCAUCAACUUGCUACUUAAAGUCUUUGGGCCUAUACAUGAGAGAAACCUCACCCUGCUCCUGCUGCUCCUGCAGGUCCUAAGCAGCGCCGCCACCUUCUCCAUUCGUUACCAACUCGUCCGACUCUUCUAUGAUGUCUGAGCUCCCUGACAGCUGCCCUUUACCUCACAGUCUCCAUUGGACCUCAGCCAGGACCAGCCUCUGUCUGGUCCGAGAUGACCCUCUGGUCCAGGCCUCGCUGACACUUUUGUUCUCAGCUUCUGCCAUCUGUGACUACUGAUAUCCUGGAUGGACACCUUGCUGGACUUGAAGUCCGCUAGUUGGACUUUGCCUAGGGCUUUCAUCUUGCCUUGCCCUCCCUUUCUGUCCCAUCUGCAGCCUCACCAGGUGGGCUUGUAGCCUCUAUUAUGCAAAUAUUCGUAGCUCAGCUUUCAGAGCGCUAACUCUAAAGGAAUUCACCUGAGCCUUGAGAGAGAACCUGGGCUAGGGCUAGAGUUAGGGCUACAUACUCCAAGGUGACCUCACAUUUGACUAUCAAAUGAAGUGUUGUGAUUGGGAAGCGUAGAGGCAGGGCCAUGUGCUCAGAACGGUGACAAUAAAGGACUGCCUUUUACUUGUUCCUCUAGUGUAGCAUCCCCUCCCUCUGUCCUUUUUAACCUUCGUGGUGCUUCAGGAGUGAACACCGGGGCUUCCUUAUACUUAACUGCUCUACCACUGAACUAUAUGCCAAGUCUGGUAUAUUUAUUUUUUAUAUAGGCAUUUUAGGAUAGAUUGGAAGGGUUAGACCGGGUACCUUUCCCAAUAGGAUACCGAUCUCUGUUCCAUCAGACCCUUUCUUGCAAAAAAGGCCUGUCACAAACUAAGACCAGACAGAACAUGUUGAAUAAAUAUCGCAGCACAAACUUGUGAUAGCAUAAAAGAUCACAGUGCUCCAUUUUCUGGCAUAGGAUUAAACUCCUAGGAGGUUUCAUUUCGUUUCUUUUAAACCCUCCCUCCCUUUAAUCUGCACUAGGGAGGCAGAGGCAGGCUGAUCUCUGAGUUCCAGGACAGGCAGGGCUACUCAGAGAAACCCUGUCUCAAACAAACAAAAGCCAGAUGGUGGUGGCGCACGCCUUUAAUCCUCAGGCUUGGGAGGCAGAGGCAGGCGGAUCUCUGAAUUCAAGGCCAGCCUGGUCUACAGAGUGAGUUCCAGGACAGCCAGGGCUACACAGAGAAACCCUGUCUCGAAAAACAAACAAACAAACCUAAAAAUAAUAAUGAACAAAUAAACCCUCCGUCUACCAGAUUAGAGGAGGGAGUGGGAAGUGCUCUAACCUGGAAGGAGAACGCUGCUUAUAGUGUAGACCCUUUUCCUUUAAGACCAAAGACCGACUCAAAUUUCCCAGAAACUGUAGAGGUAGCUCCAAGCUCCACCCUUCUAGUCUUCAGGUUUUGUUGUCGCGCCGUAGCGUUUAAAUUUCGCGCGCUCUACACGGAUUGGCCAUUUCCAGGGGUGAGCAGCCUCCGGCUUGCGGCCACUCCGCCUUGUCUUCUUCCCCGGGUAAAAGGUUUUCAAAUUGGACCAAUCACUGGGCGCGUUCUCUCAGCUAAGGCGCGUCACCGAAGGGUUAAUUGCAACCAACCAGAGGUGGGUAUUAAAAAAGGAACCAAUCAGGAGGAAGCGGGGGCGUGUCCAGGGAGUUUAUAAGGCCGGGCUUGGCCGGCCAGGCGACCGUUGACUGCGGCGGUUGGUAGUUCGUGGUCUCUCAGCGUUGUUCGCAGCUCUUCUACCUCGUACACUAUGUCCGGACGCGGCAAGACCGGCGGCAAGGCCCGCGCCAAGGCCAAGUCGCGCUCUUCACGCGCCGGCCUUCAGUUCCCUGUAGGCCGCGUACACCGGCUGCUGCGGAAAGGCCACUACGCCGAGCGCGUGGGCGCAGGCGCGCCGGUGUACCUGGCAGCGGUGCUCGAGUACCUCACUGCCGAGAUCCUGGAGCUGGCGGGCAACGCGGCCCGCGACAACAAGAAGACGCGCAUCAUCCCGCGCCACCUGCAGCUGGCCAUCCGCAACGACGAGGAGCUCAACAAGCUGCUGGGCGGCGUGACCAUCGCGCAGGGCGGCGUCCUGCCCAACAUCCAGGCCGUGCUGCUGCCCAAGAAGAGCAGCGCCACCGUGGGGCCCAAGGCGCCGGCGGUCGGCAAGAAGGCCUCGCAGGCCUCUCAGGAGUACUGAGGGGGCCCGCGCCGAGGCCGCCCAGCCCUCCCCACACCUCCACAAAGGCCCUUUUAAGGGCCACCACCUCCCUCACAGAAAGAGCUGAGCCACUUCGGGCUGCGGCGGCUUGCCGCGUCCCCAUCCUUUCUCUUUCCCUCCUCUCCCCUCCCCGCCCUCGCGCCACUCUUCCCCUUACCCCGCACGGCCUCCGGUUCUGCCACGGAGGACGCGGGCGCCGCGGCACCUGCCCAUCCCGGAGCUCGUGACAUCGCUUCGCCGUUCUCGGUUGUGGACGACGGCUCCGUGCGGAGAGGCUGCGGCGCCUUCCCGGAGUCUCGGCCCCUCGCUCAGACGUCCGGCCGCGGUGGGCUUGAAGGUUAGUCCCUCCGCAGCUACAGCCCCGGCGUCUUUGCUUCAGCUUGGUGCUUAGCCCUCGCCUGGACCUUUGAAAAGUGACUUGAUUGCCGGGCUUAGAGGAGGAGAAAUGGAUCACAUUGUUUCCUUCGGUGUCACCGUUGCUGGCCUCAUACCAGUUGACCCUGUCGCCAUUCGUAGGCCAGUGUGGUGUGGCGGGGCCAAAAAUGGUUGUAAUGUGAACCCAGUUUCUCUAGGAAUACCUCCCGGCAAGGGUCAGAGAGACGCUUACCGGCCUGUGGACAAGAGUUCUAUACCUGCCGCAGGCGACUGGCAGCCGGGCCUAGCCAUCCAUCCCCUCUUCCCCAGCGACUCAACUACAACCCAAACACCUAGAUACCAGCACAAGCCGGUGAAUCCCUGUCUGGACUGAGCCUCUGGCUUCUGAACUGGAACUUUUGCAGCUAUUACAAGUUUAGAACCUUAAGUGGGGAGAUUUAAUGGGCUAAUUUUAUUAAAGGAUCGUUUGGUUUUGUUUUUUUAAAAAA
This is a messenger RNA of Mus musculus (house mouse), 4336 nucleotides long. It is a transcript of the gene Dpagt1, whose product is annotated as dolichyl-phosphate N-acetylglucosaminephosphotransferase 1. The record is from RefSeq and is a predicted model, not a curated record. The coding region runs from base 314 to 1381 and encodes 355 amino acids. The transcript has 9 exons. NCBI's taxonomy places the organism in Eukaryota, Metazoa, Chordata, Mammalia, Rodentia, Muridae. Gene Ontology annotation, biological process: dolichol-linked oligosaccharide biosynthetic process; protein N-linked glycosylation. Gene Ontology annotation, cellular component: endoplasmic reticulum membrane; membrane. Gene Ontology annotation, molecular function: UDP-N-acetylglucosamine-lysosomal-enzyme N-acetylglucosaminephosphotransferase activity; UDP-N-acetylglucosamine-dolichyl-phosphate N-acetylglucosaminephosphotransferase activity; phosphotransferase activity, for other substituted phosphate groups.